ACGGUGGUGUAAUGAGCGCCUCCAGUGUGUGUAAAUAGAGUGUGACGCAUUGCCUGGGUCUUAGUGGGUGUGUAGCAGUGAAGUGGUGAGCUUCCCACACUCCAGCUGCUGUAGUUCACGGAGUGACCAGACUGCUACCAAGGUAGACCACAGUGACCACAGUGUUACUAGAUAGGAGAGAUGGCUCAGCCCCUGAGGAAAGUACUUGAGGACCCGGACGUGGUGCGUGGACUCCAGGAGAACCCCGGCACCUACAGAUUUAAGAAUGGAGCCUUCUUGGAGGUGUCAGCGGUACACUGGCCUCCCCAUAUAGUGGUGGAGGAGGCUGUGGGCGGAGGGGGAGAGCUCACUGUGGGCGGACCCAUGGCAGAUCUCCUCACUACCCUCGCCGACUCCCUUAACUUUACGUACAAGAUUGUACAACCAGGAGACCGGGCAUGGGGUGCCAAGCUGCCCAAUGGUACUUGGUCUGGUAUGGUCGGGCAGGUGAGCAGACAGGAGGUGGACAUCGCUCUGGGACCUUUUGGAAUCUCCGAAGCCAGAUUUAAGGUUGUCGAUUAUACUCGCGCGUUUUACUACGACGACCGUAGUAUACUGGCGAUCAAGGGUCUGCCUGAGGUGGACCCCUGGGGGUUUAUGUACCCCUUCACGCCCCUGGUGUGGGCGGCGCUGGUGGCGGCGCUCCUGGUGGCCUGUCUGGCUGUGGUGGUCCUGGGCAGCAGACCCAAGACCUGGACUCACCUGUCAUGGGCCUCACAGCUCCUCCUCCUACACGUUCGAAUUGUCCUCCAUCAGGAUCUGUCGAUGAAGACAAGCAGUGGGCGGGAGAGGCUGGUGGUGGGCGGGUGGAUGGUGGUGGCUAUGAUGUUGAUGUGGAGUUACAGAGGUACUCUCAUCUCCCUCCUGGCGGUGCGUCACGUGCCUCAGCCCCUACAAUCUAUCAGGGACGUUGUCGACGACUCGACCGUUACCGUCAUCACGAUACCUGAUACCAUCUUGACAGACAUCAUAUCAGUGAGUGCCUGCCAAGUACCUGGUAGAGCCCAGCCAUGA
Messenger RNA from Homarus americanus (American lobster), 1053 nucleotides. RefSeq names its product probable glutamate receptor. Bases 181 to 1053 code for a protein of 290 amino acids. NCBI's taxonomy places the organism in Eukaryota, Metazoa, Arthropoda, Malacostraca, Decapoda, Nephropidae. The record is from RefSeq and is a predicted model, not a curated record. Gene Ontology annotation, molecular function: glutamate-gated receptor activity. The transcript is spliced from 6 exons. Gene Ontology annotation, cellular component: membrane.